Molecule: messenger RNA, 2520 nt
Organism: Dunckerocampus dactyliophorus (ringed pipefish)
Lineage: Eukaryota; Metazoa; Chordata; Actinopteri; Syngnathiformes; Syngnathidae
Gene: ogal
Product: O-GlcNAcase like
Exons: 17
Coding region: 268-2358 (696 amino acids)
Biological process (GO): glycoprotein metabolic process
Molecular function (GO): beta-N-acetylglucosaminidase activity
Source: RefSeq, a predicted model, not a curated record
CCCACACGCGGCACUGCUAGUCACUCAUUUACCAGCUCAAAAUAGUUAAGAUAAUUUAAGUGUAUGUUUAUGCAGUAAAUAUUUACUACUACAGACUUUAGAGCUUGUCGUCUCAUGUUACGUCACUGCAUGUUUGUGCGCAGGCGUGAGAGGGCAUAUUUAAAGGGCGCGUUCACGCUGCCAUGACCGACAGUAGGAACGUUCGCUACCUGAAUACGCAAAGAAAAGUCAACCAAACCACAACACGACUACACCUGACAGACCACCAUGGCGACCUCCGUCGAAGUUCAAGACAAACGACGGACUGGGACCAAGCGUUUCAUCAGCGGCGUUAUCGAAGGAUUUUAUGGGCGACCCUGGACUAUGGAGCAAAGAACGGAGCUUUUUAAAAGGGAACAGAAGUGGGGUUUGAACACAUACCUGUAUGCCCCUAAAGACGACUACAAACACCGCAUGUACUGGCGAGACCUGUACUCUCCUGAGGAGGCAGAACAACUCGUUGCGUUAAUAACGGCAGCAAAGCAGCACAACGUUGACUUCAUCUACGCAAUCUCUCCUGGCCUGGACAUUACGUUUUCCAACCGCAAAGAAGUGGCUGCCCUUAAGAGGAAACUGGAUCAGGUCAGAGACUUUGGCUGCAGCUCCUUCUCGUUACUGUUCGACGACAUCGAGACAGAAAUGUGUCCCACUGACGAGCAAGCCUUCAGCUCCUUCGCCCACGCUCAGGUGGCCAUCACCAAUGAAGUGUUCCAGCAUCUGGGAGAACCAGAGACCUUCCUCUUCUGUCCUACAGAUUACUGUGCUGCUUUCUGCACCCCAAAUGUAUCACAGUCUUCUUACUUGCACACUGUGGGAGACAAGCUGCUACCAGGGAUAGAUGUGCUGUGGACUGGUCCAAAGGUGGUAUCCCAUAAAAUCUCAGUCAAGUCCAUAGAAGAGGUGUCUUCCGUCCUCAAGAGGGCGCCAGUCAUCUGGGACAAUAUCCACGCCAAUGACUAUGACCCACAAAGAAUUUUCAUGGGACCUUAUAAGGAUCGACCGACUGAGCUUAUCCCCAAACUGAGAGGCGUGCUCACCAAUCCCAACUGUGAGUUUCAUCCAAACUUUGUGGCCAUCCAUACCUUUGCUACAUGGUGCAAGGCUUGUCCUGACGGAUCAGCGAGGGAUGUGGAAAUGGGUGAUGAAGAGCAGGAUCCUUGCUACAGCCCCCAUAAAGCCCUGAUCUUGGCCCUCACUGACUGGCUACAGGUGUUUCUGAGCACAGACCAGCCUACAGUUUGCUUCAGAAAGGAGCCGUCAGAUGAUGAGCCCAUGCAGACAGACCUUGGAGAAGGCUCUUACGUACCCGGUCCAGGAGAGAACCCUUUAUACACAGCUGAACCCUUGACCCUAGAUGACCUGAAGCUGCUGUCUGACCUCUUCUACCUGCCCUAUGAACACGGGUUCAUAGCCAGGACCAUGCUGCAGGAGCUGGACUGGCUCAAGAGCCACAGUCACGCCGCCGCUGUCAAGACGGACAAGACGCCCGAGUGGUAUUCCAGAGCACAACGGUUUGACGACAUGUGCGAAGCGGUGGCGCAGAUGUUCAACCGGCUGUCCAAUGCUCCCAACCGCAGCAUUCUGUACGACCUCUACAACUACAUCUGUGACAUCAAGAGUGGCGUCACUCUGGCCCAAGUCUACGUGAAAUCUCUGGGAGGGCUGGGCAAACCAUCAGCCCAGCUCAUGGGUGCUGAUCCUGAACCAUGGGGGUUCAGAGGAGGACUGUCUGGGGAGUUUCAGAGAAUGUUGCCGGGACAUGGAAAGAGGGACCUGUUCAAACAUCCGCCCAAGACAGCAGUGUACUGCAUACGGCCGUACUGCCCAGAGGAUCAGAUGGAAGUGCAGAGGAUUUUCAUGGAGAUGCAAAGACAAAGACCAAGCAAAGCCGACGCCAUGAUACAGCCACAGCCACCUCUUAUUAGUGACAUGCUGUCAAGGGGGGACAUCUCCCCAUCUCCUCAGUGUGCUCUCAUCCUAGAGGAUGAAAUGGGGGUGUGUGGUUACAUGCUAGCACUCACGGAUGCCAAAGCGGCUGCAGCUAACAUUCAGAGGGACACGGGUCAUCCUGGAUUAGAGGACUUCCCCUCAUUAGUCACUGGACAAGUGCUGCCAAGGGUCAGCGAUCCCUCGCCGGUAAAGCACAUGAUUGGACAGAUGUUGUCCACCAUUAAAAGCAGUGGUUCCAGGGGAGUUUUCUGUGAGCUGGGGCACUGCGAAAGGAGGAUGCUCGACUUCUACGCUAAACUUGGAUCCUUCAACCCCAUCAAAAUGGCCGGUCUCCCUCACGACGUCAUCGCCCUGGGGUCGAGCCUGUAAACUCACAAGAAAUUACCCCCAUUUUUUGUAAAAAUGAUUGUGUCAUUUUAUAGCAAUGAAACACUUAGACUGGACUCUUUACAGUUUAACAAGUAACACAUUAUUAUAUACUUUGAAUACACAAAUGUACAUUUUCAAAUUCAAUAAAGACCUUGUAAUUAA